AUGCGAAAUAUGGGCUACCACCACGACCUGCGUCGACACCAGCGGUUGUUUUUGACAUAUACACAAAUGGUCGGAAAGAGAGAGAAGGAAAGAGAGAGAAGGAAAGAGAGAGAGAGAAGGAAAGAGAGAGAGAGAAGGAAAGAGAGAGAGAGAAGGAAAGAGAGAGAGAGAAGGAAAGAGAGAGAGAGAAGGAAAGAGAGAGAGAGAAGGAAAGAGAGAGAGAGAGAGAGAAGGAAAGAGGGAGAGAAGGAAAGAGGGAGAGAAGGAAAGAGGGAGAGAAGGAAAGAGGGAGAGAAGGAAAGAGGGAGAGAAGGAAAGAGGGAGAGAAGGAAAGAGGGAGAGAAGGAAAGAGGGAGAGAAGGAAAGAGGGAGAGAAGGAAAGAGGGAGAGAAGGAAAGAGGGAGAGAAGGAAAGAGGGAGAGAAGGAAAGAGGGAGAGAAGGAAAGAGGGAGAGAAGGAAAGAGGGAGAGAAGGAAAGAGGGAGAGAAGGAAAGAGGGAGAGAAGGAAAGAGGGAGAGAAGGAAAGAGGGAGAGAAGGAAAGAGGGAGAGAAGGAAAGAGAGGGAGAGAAGGAAAGAGAGGGAGAGAAGGAAAGAGAGGGAUGGGUCGGUGCGGACGGGACGCCGCCCCCGGGGGCCAGACGGGACGUAAACAGAUCAAUAGAAAGGGGGGCCGCGAACUCCGUUACGCUCCCAACAACCGAUCAUCACAGGGCGGCUUCCCGGAAAGACCGGACCGCUCGCUACACUGCCGCGAGGUGGGCUCCACUUAG
Schistocerca serialis cubense is the source of this 771-nucleotide messenger RNA. Its product is annotated as octapeptide-repeat protein T2-like. The record is from RefSeq and is a predicted model, not a curated record. The transcript is spliced from 3 exons. NCBI's taxonomy places the organism in Eukaryota, Metazoa, Arthropoda, Insecta, Orthoptera, Acrididae. The coding region runs from base 1 to 771 and encodes 256 amino acids.